Cadophora gregata is the source of this 1485-nucleotide messenger RNA. RefSeq lists its product as uncharacterized. NCBI's taxonomy places the organism in Eukaryota, Fungi, Ascomycota, Leotiomycetes, Helotiales, Ploettnerulaceae. The record is from RefSeq and is a predicted model, not a curated record. The transcript has 2 exons. The coding region runs from base 1 to 1485 and encodes 494 amino acids.
AUGACUGUAGAUGAUCAAGCCCGCGACAAUGGCGAUGAUUCACAGAACAGUCAAUCUCAACCGACAGCCUUAUCAGGUGCAGCGACUCGCAGAGUUCCCAAUAAGCUAAAGCACGUGGAUAGCCACGUGCAAGAGGGCGAGACAUCUAGCGAGACGUCAACAAAAGAUGCACGUCUGUCCUCACGAGGAACACGACCUCGAAAUUCCAGCAUGAAAAACAAAUCGUCAGACUCAAAACCUGAAUCAGCCGACAGUGCUGCAAAGUUACCAGCGAUGGAUUCAGCCCAGGAUUCUAAGAAGAUAACUCCAAUCAAUAACUCCAACCAAUUCCGUUUCGCUGCUCCGCCAAAUCAAUCCAGGAAGGCCAUUCAACUACUUGGCAAUGUGUUUGGGACUCUCAAAAGACCGAUGUACUUGAUCAUCUACUAUGCUGUCGUCUGCGGAAUUAUUGGUCUUGCGGCCAUCUUCAUCAUCGGGUUCACCCUCUCAAUCGCCAAGUCAACCGCAUGCGCACCGCCCAUUUUGAGACGCACGCUGCCAUUCUGCGAGCCUUUGAUCAGACCCACCAGUCAUGUUGAAUUCCAAAAGCUGGGUAAUCUGCAAAACAUGCUCGAGGAGAUCCAAGAGGCUAGCGUGGGAGGAGUGACGCUGCCGUUGUUGAUGAAAAGAGGUGAGAAUGCUGUUCGAGAAGUGGCUGUGAACGUGGAGUUGAGCAAUUUGCCAUCCAAGAAUGAAAUCAGCAAGACACUCCGCGAGUUUCAAAAGAGAGCACACACAGCUGGCGAUGAUCUCCGCACGUUCAAUUCACAUCUCGACCGCACCAUGGACUCUAUCAUCUCGACCAACGAAUGGACUGUCCGUACACUCGGAGACAUCGCUCGGGAGGAGGAUGUCGAGAACAACAAUGGCGCUCUGACAUCGUUUGUCAAUAAAGGUCUCUCAAUAUUUGAAGGACCAAAACCUUCAACUGAAGAAGCCGUAGCGCUGCAGUAUAUCCGGCAUCUCUCGCAAGUCAAGGACGACAUCGACGUCCUCAUUACUGAAGCUGGUCUCUCGGUCAUGAACCUCGAAGCACUCGAGAACUUACUUUGGAGCGUGACUAGGAUGGGGAAAAACGACGGGAACCACAUCACGAAGAGCAAGACCAAAGCUUCGAAGAAACUCUCUGCGAUCUUCGGACUCAACUGGGAUGAGAUUGAAGGAUUGGAGGAGCAGAGUGUGGUCGUCUUGCAGCUGUUGGAGCAGAAGGAUGUCGCUUUGGCAAGAGUCACAGGAAUGCUGGAGCACUUGAAAGAGAUCAGUGCGGGGCUGGGAGAUCUCAGAGAGCGGGUUGCGGUGCCGGGACAACCUCAGGCGCAGAAGGUGCCAUUGUUGGUGCAGAUUGAUACUAUUAAUCGUGGACUUCAAAGGUUGGAGAAGGGAAGAGAGAGGACGAGACAGAAGAAGGAUAGGUAUUUGAAGGAGAUUAGAGAUCAGAUUCGUUGA